GUGGUGGCGUCUAAUGGAGGUGCACGUGUGUUUUUAAUCCCUGGUGGACGAAGAUCGAAAGAUUCGAACGUUCGAUUUUUGAAUUUUCCGUUGUGUGUGUUUUAUUUCUAAAAUGUAAUUAAAACAAUGUGUGUUUAUUACAAUAAAUAAAUAAUUAUGUGUUUUGUGAUAACGUGACUUGGAUUUUGGAAUAAAAUUAUUAUUAUUGAAACGGUCCGAUUAGGAUAACUAACCCGUCCCAUGAGUGUGUGAACAAUGUGAGUUAUCCAUGUGUGCGAAAAUGUGAACACAUCCAACCAUGUUGAGGUUUCGUGUCGCAUGCUGCGUAAUGUUCGCAGUGCUGCAGCGCUGCGCUGAGAGUCAGCAGGAUGUGAUCAUUGAGGAAUCGGCGUCGAUAGAAGCGGUGCACGCAGCGCUAGGGCGGGCGGCCGAACUGCCUUGCGACGUGACGCCCGCCCUACCGCACGACAGCGUCGCCCUCGUGAUAUGGUACAAGCAGGGUCACAACACACCGGUGUAUACCUUGGACACAAGAGAUGGCGUGGAUACACAUUGGUCGGAUCCUUCUACCCUGGGUUCCAGAGCGUCCUUCAGGACUAGCACUACACCAGCCAUAUUGAUAUUAACAAAGAUAAGGCCCGAAGACAGUGGACAAUACAGAUGCCGGGUGGACUUCAUUAAAUCACCAACUAAGAACACCAGGCUUAACUUGACCGUGUUAAUACCUCCGGAACGACUAGUCAUACUGGAUCAAGAUGGAGAAGAAUUCCGUGGCGGGGCCAUGGGACCGUUCGACGAGGGGACAAGAGUGAACCUCACUUGUGUCGCGAUUGGUGGUCGUCCAGCUGCUAGAGUGUCCUGGUGGCAAUCACACGCCCUCCUCGCCAACUCGGAGUCGAGGGCAUCUGUGUCUUUCACCCUACAGCGAGAUCUGUAUCCCGCCACCCUUACAUGCCAGGCUGUCACGGACCCCUCGAUUGCUCCGCUUUCAGAGAACAUAACUGUCGAUAUGAAUUUGUACCCACUCUGGGUCCGGAUAGUGGGCGGCGCGCGGCCGCUCGUAGCGGGGCGUGCGGUCGAACUUAUCUGUCAGGCGGUUGGCGCCAGACCACACCCAACUAUUUCCUGGUGGAAGGGGGCUACGCGAUUACAUACUAUAAGGGAGAAGAUAUCUCCAGACGGUAACGUAACAAGCAGUAUACUAACAAUAGUCCCAACGGUGGAAGACGCGGGGCGAGUGAUAUCGUGCAGGUCCGUUCAGCAAAACCUCAAGCACUCUGUGAGGGAGGACGGCUGGCAAAUGGACAUCCAACAUGUACCAAUACCAAAACUAAAACUUGGUGCCAACUUAGAUGCGGAUAAUAUAAUGGAGGGUUCUGACGUGUACUUGGAGUGCAGUGUGCGAGCGAACCCGCCGCACGAUCAUGUAUAUUUCACUUACAAUGGUGUAACCGUAAAGGGUAGCGGGGGUGUGCUCGUCUCGCGGCAGAGUCUGGUGCUGCAGCGCGUGAGCAGACAGCGCGCAGGCGCAUAUGUAUGCGUCGCGAGGAACGCGCUCGGCGAGGGCACUAGCGAGCCGCUGCAUUUGGAUGUCAAGUUCAGCCCAGUGUGCUCCCGCAAGGACGGCGUUGCGUUACGCGCGGCCCGCGGCGAGACUGUCACGAUACAGUGCGACGUGGACGCUAAUCCUAUGCCUUCAUCGUUUCGCUGGUGGUUCAACAGUUCUACGUAUACGGAGAGAGAGUUAACAAGUAACAGUGGAAAUGCAUAUCACUACAAAGUGAACACAUCAUCAGAAUAUGGCUGGGUCCAGUGUACCGGUACCAACUCAGUGGGCCGGCAGACUGAGCCCUGCCUGUUCCACAUACUGCCCGCCGACAGACCAUCUGCUGUCCAGAGCUGUGAUAUCAGCAACGUGACCCACGAUUGUUUCAUGGCUUCGUGUACCCCGGGAUAUGAUGGUGGGUUGCCGCAGGAGUUUCUGAUGCAGGUAUUCGUGGUGGAAAAUGGCGCGUUAAUAACGAACAGAACAGGCUUGGCCGCCCAAUGGCGCGUCUGCAACGUGUCCGGCGCGGCGUCUGUGCGCGUGUCUGUUUACGCACAUAACCGGGUCGGCGCUAGCGAACCGCACACGGUCACCGUGGGUCUAUUGGAGCAUCCGCAGCGGCACACGGGUGCAUCAUCAGUAAGCGUGCAACUGUCAGCAGUUUUAGUGUCAGUUCUGUGUGCAGUCAGCGUGCUCGUGUGUGUUGGGACACUGGCAACAUUCGUACUGUGCUAUCGGCAUUGCCAGCCGAGACGAGGUGAAAAAGUGGAGAAAACGAAAAGCCGCGAUGAAUCAACAAAAGACCUUCUAGAAGACAAGAGUGACACAAAAGAAGAGAAACAUUCAGAGACGAAUCCCGACAUAAUACCAGUAGAAACGAAACUGAACGCAAGCAUUUCUGGUAGUGUGGCGGAUCAGAUGACGACCCAACCGUUGUUGGCGCAUUGCUGUGAGAGGAACCAGUUCUGCGAUCAAUAUUUAGUUCGCCCCAUGCAGUACCACGUGCAUCCGUAUAUAGAAAACAAACAGAGUGUCAGUUUGGAGCCGCUCGACUUGAAUUAUCUGCCGACGGAGUAUAGAUUGCCCCACGAUAAGGUGUACGAAGAUUGGCUGAGAUAUAAGAACGCUUUGCCCAUGGAUACUAGUAAUUUGCUCCCACCACAACAACUGGCGCAACCGAACACCAUUUACAGCAGCAUCAAGCGGAAUCCACUGAAAUUGGUCAAAAUGCCAGAACUGGACUGCCACGUCCCAUAUCCGAGGAACUACUCCCCUUCGCUCCACCUCAACCCGGAUAACAGUACGGCCAGGUUCACACAGGGUAUGGAUGUUGCGAGUAUGACGGAAGAUCCUAACAAAACCGAAGCGUCCUCCAAUACAACUCCCACGCAGCGAUGAAACCCGUGUACUUACAAUGUGCGUGUGUGUGUGUCACAAACACUAAUGUGUGAUUUUUCGUGUUACCCAGAGAGUUAAAUUGUAAAUAUUAAUUGUUAAUUGCAUUUCAGUGAUUGCAGAUUGAAUUGAAUUAUUUAUUGUAAAUUUAUAUUAAUUAAUU
Molecule: messenger RNA, 3104 nt
Organism: Zerene cesonia (dogface butterfly)
Lineage: Eukaryota; Metazoa; Arthropoda; Insecta; Lepidoptera; Pieridae
Product: nephrin-like
Exons: 21
Coding region: 299-2944 (881 amino acids)
Molecular function (GO): protein binding
Source: RefSeq, a predicted model, not a curated record